AUGCGGAGAGGGUUCUGGGGAAAAGGCAUCUGUGCUGGCAAACAUGCGAUUGCCGAGUACCUGAUUCAGCAGGGUUUCCAGCUGCUCGAGCUCACUAGCAAAAGUCAUCACCGAAUCACCGAUGAACCAGACGAUGAUCUCCGGUUACAAGCCUCAGAUAUUAGGAAGAAAGGGGACGCUCAGGUCUCGGAGCUAGUCUUUGAGAAUGCCGACUCCCUUCUUGAUUUUGCGACCAAACGAUGGCAAGACCGCUGGGUUACUACUGAUAUUGCGGACGGCCUCACCUUGGAUCGAUUCCUUCUACGACCCUUCUUCCUCCUCGUGAGUGUCGAUGCGCCAGUGAGUCUUCGUUGGAAACGAUUCACCGACAGGUGUUGGCGAAGACAACUGGACCCGCCCGACCUCGAGAAAUUCGUCCUAUGGAACGACCGACACCUUUAUGAUAGGGAUAUUGGACGCGUCUAUUUGACUGACCGAGCCCAAGUACGCUUGUUCAAUUCCUCCUCGUCCCUGGAAGAACUGCACCAAGCCCUUGGGAUACUUGACCUGGCCGACGAACAACGAUUACGACCCAAUUGGGAUCAAUAUUUUAUGCAACUGGCGUCUCUUGCGGCACAGAGAAGCAACUGCAUGAAAAGAAGAGUGGGGUGUGUGCUUGUUCGAGAGCGUCGAGUCAUCAGCACUGGGUACAAUGGCACCCCUCGGCAUCUCCAGAACUGCAACGAGGGUGGAUGUCCGAGAUGCAAUCGUGGUGACGGGGGUGGAAUUGGUCUCUCAACCUGUCUUUGCAUUCACGCUGAAGAAAACGCAUUGCUGGAAGCCGGUCGAGAACGCAUCCGAGAGGGUGCUAUUCUCUAUUGCGAUACGUGUCCCUGUUUGACGUGUACUGUCAAAAUUGCCCAGGUGGGCAUCUCUGAAGUGGUUUACUCGCAGGGCUACAACAUGGACAAAGAUAGUGCUGCGAUUCUAGAGGCCGCAGGCGUGCGUCUCCGACAAUUCCACCCGCCAUCGAAUGGGCUGAUCUAUCUACAGGGGUUCGGCGAACCGGCCAAGGGUUCAGGCCCAGUGUGA
Messenger RNA from Penicillium alfredii, 1071 nucleotides. Its product is annotated as deoxycytidine monophosphate deaminase. The coding region runs from base 1 to 1071 and encodes 356 amino acids. Gene Ontology annotation, molecular function: hydrolase activity; zinc ion binding. The transcript is spliced from 7 exons. The record is from RefSeq and is a predicted model, not a curated record. Lineage: Eukaryota; Fungi; Ascomycota; Eurotiomycetes; Eurotiales; Aspergillaceae.